This is a messenger RNA of Protopolystoma xenopodis, 603 nucleotides long. Lineage: Eukaryota; Metazoa; Platyhelminthes; Monogenea; Polystomatidea; Polystomatidae. The record is from the annotation of a GenBank genome assembly.
AUGCUUCAAGCUCCUUGCCUCUUGGAUCCUCGGCUUCGGGAUAAUACCAAAAUGACAAUCGAGUCCAAUGUUGGCUCCUCCCUGACGCUCAGCUGCGAGGCGAUUGGCUCAGAUCCUCUACACUACGUCUGGUGGAUGGGAAGCCGAUCUGCCGACUGGGUCACUCACUCCGGCCCACUUGGUGGGAUUUCAGGUCAUCAAAUGCCUUCUGCUUCCGCACCCUCAGCAUCACUUUUGCUACCUUCCUCUUCCCUCUCGUCAUCUUCCUCUUCUUCGUACUCCACCUCUUCCGCAUCCUCUCCAUCCUCCUCCGCCGCGUCUGUCGCCGCCUCCUCCUUCAGCAUUGCUGCUGCCUCGUCGUCAUCCUCCUCUUCUUCGUCUUCUUCUUCAUCCUACUACUCAUCCACCAGGCAGCCACAGCUCUUCAUUCCUUACCUUCGGCGGGAACACACUGGACAGUACACCUGCCAAGUCUCCAAUAGGGCAGGAGCUCUCAAUUACACAUACCGUGUGAUUGUACGAGGUGAGUUAGUCAAAGCUAGCCUUCUAUUUUGGCCUUUUGAUGAACCAUUGGAGGAAAGAUUAUUAAAAAGACUGCGAUAG